AUGAUCAGAAUCAGCUCCGAAAACAAACAACAGUUGAAAACCGCCUGCGACAAGAUCAUCCGGUCGUACGUGGACGCACGGGACGAAACCCGGAUUCCAGGGGUGGUCGCUGCCGUUACCACCAAGGACGGAGUCAUCUAUGAAACGUCCCAAGGCUAUGCCAAUAUUGCCACUGAAGAAUCCAUUGCCGAAGACACCAUCUUCUGCUUCUACUCUGCGACAAAGAUCAUCACCUCCGUUGCGUGCAUGCAGCUCUACGAGCGCGGGCUAUUGGACUUGGACGCGCCAGCGGAGCAGUACCAUGCGGAAAUAAGCAAAAUCCAAGUCUUGGUCGACUUUGACAGCAAGGGAGACCCGAUCACGAAACCGCCAAACACAAAGAUGACUGUCAGAAUGAUGCUCUCGCACACUGCGGGGUUUUCGUAUCCCUUCUUCGAUAUCGGACACCUCUUCGUUAUGAAGGCUUUGAAGUCGGUGCCGAUUGAUGAUGUUAUCAGUGAUAUUCCGCUUGUGUGUGAGCCGGGAUCCAAGUGGGCGUACGGUAAUGGUAUUGACUGGGCUGGAAAGGUGGUGGAGUCCAUCAGUGGCUUGCGUUUGGGUGAUUACCUCGCCCAGAACGUCUUCCAGCCUUUGGGAAUGGACAGCUGUACAUUCUGUAUUACCGACGCAGCGCAAAAGCAGCGCUUGAUGGCCGUCUACCAGCGUAUCCCCGGAAAGAAAGACCUUGGAUUGUCUCAUGUGAAGCCACCUUUGCGGCCAAAUACCGACAUGGGCGGCCAGGGCGUGUUUGGGACUGUUGGUGACUUUACCAAGUUCAUCAGAAUGUUUCUUAACGGAGGUAAGAGUGAUUCUGGGGCCCAUAUCUUGCACGCCGACACCAUCCGGUACGGCGCGGCCAACCAGUUGCCAAAAAAUUUUGAGAUCACCACGUUGGAAACAUUGCUUCCGCAUAUAGCCAAUCAGAUAGACUUCUUCCCGGAGCUUCCAAAGUCCCACUCCUUGUUUGCCAUGAGGACCGACGCGCACGCCGCUACUGGAAGAGGCCCGGGUACGUUGAUGUGGGCCGGAUUGGCGAAUUUGUUUUACUGGAUAGACAUGGAGCGGGGAGUUGGUGGGUUCUGGGCCACUCAGAUCUUGCCUUUCGGCGACGCGCCAUGUCUUGAAUGCUUUUUCCAGAUGGAGACGGAGGUAUACAAGGCCUUGGAGAGUGGCGCAAAAUUAUAA
Molecule: messenger RNA, 1224 nt
Organism: Babjeviella inositovora NRRL Y-12698
Lineage: Eukaryota; Fungi; Ascomycota; Pichiomycetes; Serinales
Exons: 1
Coding region: 1-1224 (407 amino acids)
Source: RefSeq, a predicted model, not a curated record